AUGAAUUACCAGAGCUUCCUUCAACUGACAACAAAACUCGAAGUGGAAGAGGAUGUUCUGCAGAUAUUCUUUCAAGAACGCUUCUACCAAGAAACAAAAGAGAGAAUAGUGCUAUCCAAACCAAAACGGAGAACAGACGUUUGCUACCCCAUUAGAGUCCCUUCAACGUGUCGACGAAAUUUUGGUCCAACCUGCUGUGCGUUUUUUGGAUUGAGUUGUAGUCCGGAGCCUGUGACAAGUACUCCAAAACAAAAUAGAUCAUCAAGAAAACGACUGCACGUGGAUGUUAGUCCGAUUCGGUCAAAUCCGUCAUCGAGUAGAUCAUCCUCCAGAAGCUCAUCUGAAGAUAGUCCAGGGCCUUCCAGCAGAGUGAAAAGUUUGCAGACUCGUCCAUUGAAAGCGUCAUCUGUCCCCCUGUUAUCCCCAAAUCUUCCAGUUGGAUCUCGAAAUCAGUCUGAGGAGACUGUACCAAACUGCACAAAAAGAAUGUGCAGCACCGACUGGUCAGAGAUGUUUUGA
Molecule: messenger RNA, 519 nt
Organism: Caenorhabditis remanei
Lineage: Eukaryota; Metazoa; Nematoda; Chromadorea; Rhabditida; Rhabditidae
Exons: 6
Coding region: 1-519 (172 amino acids)
Source: RefSeq, a predicted model, not a curated record